GUGUAAAUCACACAGCCCGUUUGGGACCGGGAAUCCCAAUCAUGUCUGUGAUGGUGGUGAGAAAGAAGGUGACACGGAAGUGGGAGAAACUCCCGGGCAGGAAUACCUUCUGCUGCGAUGGCCGUGUCAUGAUGGCCCGGCAAAAGGGCAUCUUCUACUUGACCCUCUUCCUCAUCCUGGGGACGUGUACACUCUUCUUCGCCUUUGAGUGCCGCUACCUGGCUGUUCAGCUGUCUCCUGCCAUACCUGUGUUUGCUGCCAUGCUGUUCCUUUUCUCCAUGGCUACACUAUUGAGGACAAGCUUCAGUGACCCUGGAGUGAUUCCCCGGGCCCUGCCAGAUGAAGCAGCAUUCAUAGAAAUGGAGAUAGAAGCUACUAAUGGCGCGGUGCCCCAGGGCCAGCGACCACCCCCGCGUAUCAAGAAUUUCCAGAUAAACAACCAGAUUGUGAAACUGAAAUACUGUUAUACAUGUAAGAUCUUCCGGCCUCCCCGGGCCUCCCACUGCAGCAUCUGUGACAACUGUGUGGAACGCUUCGACCAUCACUGCCCCUGGGUGGGGAAUUGUGUUGGAAAGAGGAACUACCGCUACUUCUACCUCUUCAUCCUUUCUCUCUCCCUGCUCACAAUUUAUGUCUUCGCCUUUAACAUCGUCUAUGUGGCACUCAAAUCCUUGAAAAUUGGCUUUCUGGAGACGUUGAAAGAAACUCCUGGAACUGUUCUAGAAGUUCUCAUCUGCUUCUUCACACUAUGGUCCGUUGUGGGACUGACUGGAUUUCACACUUUCCUCGUGGCUCUCAACCAGACAACCAAUGAAGACAUCAAAGGAUCAUGGACAGGGAAGAAUCGCGUCCAGAAUCCCUAUAGCCAUGGCAACAUUGUGAAGAACUGUUGUGAAGUGCUGUGUGGCCCCUUGCCUCCCAGUGUGCUGGAUCGAAGGGGUAUUUUGCCACUGGAGGAAAGUGGAAGUCGACCUCCCAGUACUCAAGAGACCAGUAGCAGCCUCUUGCCACAAAGCCCAGCACCAACAGAGCAUCUGAAUUCAAACGAGAUGCCAGAGGACUCCAGCUCUCCGGAAGAGAUGUCGCCUCCAGAACCCCCAGAGCCAGCACAGGAGGCGACUGAAGCUGAGAAGUAGCCUAUCUGUGGAAGAGACUUUUGUUUGUGUUCAUUAGGGCUAUGAGAGAUUUCAGGGGAGAAGAUAAACUUGAGACAGAGAGCAAGUAAGCUGUUCAUUUUCCCGGUUUUUUGGUCAUUAGUCACCCAAUUGCACACUGGCAUUUUCUUGCUGCAAGCUGCAAGCUUUUUAUUUUUUAUUUUUAAAAUUUCUAUACUCAAGGCAGUAGCAGAAGAUGUCAGUCACCUCUUGUAAUGGACAAAUGGAUCUCUUGGGCCUUGACACCGGUUUUCCAUGGCCUCCAGCCAUAACGUCUUCCUGGACUCUCCUCUCUCCCCUCCAGAUCCCAGCCCUCCUGCUUGGAGCCGUUAGUCUCAUUUUGGGGCUAAAGGUUUUUCAGACUGGGCUCAAAUGCUCUCAGGCUGCUGCUUGUCCCUAGUGUAGAGGCAGUCGCAGAGACCAUUGGCCAGAGAAUUUUAACUGGAUUCUUGAGGCCUUCAGAAUUAAUAAAGAUGGAGAGUGGGAUUGGAGGAUUCUCUUGGCUACCAAGUGCCAGCCUUGCCAGCUAAUCCUUUUAGGAAUGGGGCAGGUACUUUCCACUUGUUGUAUUUAUUCGUGUAGCUUCUCCUUUGUCCCCCAUCUACUCUCUAACACUAAGUCCCACUAUCUUCCCCUUAGAUACAUGUAAGUAAGUGUAGUGGAGAUAACAAUUUACAUUUCUCAUAGAGUUCCCAGAAAUUUUUUAAUGCCUCUGCUGUUCUCAGUAAGAAUUAAUGAGAUGCCAACGGCGUAUCCUUUUAUACUCUCUGUCUCAUUUCUCUUCCCUCCUCAUUAGCCCCUUUUAAUUUGUUUUUCCUUUGGACUUUGCUCUCACUAGGAGCAGGAAUGGCAGUAAUAAAAGUCUGCACUCUGGUCCUUCCUUUUCUUCAGAGGAAGCCUAAGUGCUCACUUAAACACUACCCCGUCAGACUCCCUGUGUGUGGCCUGCAAAGGCCCUGAAUGCACAAAUGUGGAAACCAAGGCACAGAGAGGCUGUCCUCUCCUUUCCUCUCCCCUUAUGUCCCCUUAAAAAAAGGAAAAAAACCCGCUAACCAGUACUUCCAUUAAGCCUUGGCUGAGUGAGGGAAAGCCCAGCACUGCUGCCCUCCCAGGGAACCCACUCCAAGGCCUCAGCCCACCUUGAGCUAUGGUAACCACGCCGGGGGCUUCCUCCAAGCCCCACUCUUCCAGCACUUCCACCGGCAGAGUCCCAGAGCCACUUCACCCGGGGGGUGGGCUGCGGCCCCCAGUCAGCUCUGCUCAGGACCUGCACUAUUUCAGGGAAGAAGAUUUAUGUAUUAUAUGUGGCUAUAUUUCCUAGAGCACCUGUGUUUUUCUCUUUCUAAGCCAGGGUCCUGUCUGGAUGACUCAUGGGGGUGGGGGAGUGUAAACCAGAACUUUUAAUCUAUCUGAAGGCGAUUAAACUGUGUCUAAUGCAAACUGCCUGCCUCCUCCUUCCCCCUUCCAUUUCAAGAACCACCUUGGGGGUGUGAACGUGUCUGUGUUGGGGGUGGGGGUUGGAGGGGGUUGUUUGUUACUACCCAUACUUCCAUUUUUCAGGGGACCCUUGGGUUGGAGUGAUAGCUCCCAAACUCUUCAUUGAAGCAUAUUACAUUCUGGGCCAAAGUUGAUCUUAUUCUAGAUUAUGAAGAAAGGACUUCUAAGUCAGUACACAGUGUGAGCAAAAUCAGAAGGGUAGGGAGAUUAUAUUUACUUUAGAGCUCAAGUUCUUUAUUAGGGUGUUGUUUUAAAACAGAUGGAUGCCAUUAAUUGCAAACAAGUCUUGGUUUUUUAAAGCAGGCUUAUCAGGGCCUUCCCUUGGAAACAUUUUGUGAGUGAUCUUUUACAAGUGAUGUCAUGUAUUUCUUUUUAAAUGGUCUGUAUUCAGGACUCCUUAUCAGUUCCUAUCUCACUCGUCUCAGUUGGAAUUAAUGAAAUUUGGCUGCUCCCAGAUUUUUCUCUGUAUUUUCCUAUUUUCCUUGUAGCAGGAUUUUUUUUUUAAAGAUUUAUUUAUUUACUUGAGGGGCAGAGUUAUAGAGAGAGAGAAGAGAAGGAGAGAAAUCUUCCAUCCACUGGUUCAUUCUCUAAAUGGCUGCAAUGGCUGGAGCUGGGCUGAUUUGAAGCCAGGAGACAGUUUCUUCCAGGUCUCCCACGCAGGUGCAGGGGCCCAAGCACUUGGGCCAUCUUCUAUCACUUUCCCAGGCCAUCAGCAGAGAGCUGGAUCAGAAGUGGAGCAGUCGGAACAUGAACCGGUGCUACUGGCGGAGGCUUAACCUACUACACUAUAGCACCCGGCCCCAUUGUAGCAAGAUUUGAAUUUAGCAUUUGAAAUGCAGAGACAGAGUCAGAGAGAGAUAUUGGGAGAGCAACUGACUCAGAUUUCUCUUGUGUCUGCUACUUUCCCAUUCUUUUCUGGCUCUCUCUCUCUCUCUUUUUUUUUUCUUCUUCUUCUUAUGGUUAGAUGUUUACUUAUUUCAAAAUAAGGCCAGGCCUGGAAAGUUUGUAAGUUGUUUGAGUUUUCCAGUUAACCUCUCAUGUAAAGCCCUUUUCAGUUAGCUGCCAGCCUAUCCCAGCUCAGCCCAUCUCCUCUCCUGGCUUUAUCAUAGCUUUCUCUCCUCUCUCCACUUACCUCAGCCACUCUGCUGCUGACCCUUUGGCCAGUCAGAUUAGUUUUCUAUUUCUGAUAUGAAGGGCCAAAAUGGAAAACUGUCUCUAGUGUGAGUGUGAGGGAUUUUUUUUUUUUUGGUUUUGUUUUUUGUUGUUUGAUAAGCUACUGCUUUCUCAUACUCCCUGCCCAGUUUCUUUUUGUUUAUAAAUAUUCUGUAUUUAAGACCCUAGCCUGAGGAUCUGUCCCAUGAAUACUACUAAUACUAGUCCGAGUUCUAAUCAGGGGAAAGAUUGAAGAAUUGAUCUUUCCCAGGGAAAGGGGCCUUAAGUUGUUUUGUCUUUUCCGUGGCUCACACUUUGUCUCCAACUCCCCUUUCCUACCCAUUCCUCAAGUUUCCCAUUUACCCCUUUUCCUAGGCCGUGAUGGUUGGCACUGAUCCAAAACCCUCUGGGUGGGGUUUGGCUAUGUUGGGACCUUUCUUUGUGUCCCUUUGGCUCCAGGCCCCUCCUGGCCCUAGCUGAGAUCAUCAUCUCCUCUUUUGUGUUUUUCCCUAAGUAUGGGAUUGGUUUUGAGGUAGGUUCUAAUUCUGUAGCAGCUAAAUUCCAUUCUUCCUGUCCUGACCAUCCUGCCUUUACCCCUAAGGACCCUUUUCCUACUGACCAAAUCUCUUUACCUUGUUGGGGGAAAGAAGUAUUUUGUUUUUAAAUCUAUUUUCUAACUUAAAUGCAAUUUAAUAUGUAAAUCUCUGCACUUUUGUGUGAGCCUAAAAUGUGUAUGUGUUGGGAGUUUUUCAAGCUCGUAUUUCUUAAUAAAGAAAUCUUUCCUUUGGGGGGAAGCCAAUUAAUGAAGGAGACUUGAAUGGUUUUAGAAAUACAGGGCUGUCUGUU
Oryctolagus cuniculus (rabbit) is the source of this 4649-nucleotide messenger RNA. RefSeq names its product zDHHC palmitoyltransferase 9 (gene ZDHHC9). Gene Ontology annotation, cellular component: endoplasmic reticulum; Golgi apparatus. Gene Ontology annotation, biological process: peptidyl-L-cysteine S-palmitoylation; protein targeting to membrane. The record is from RefSeq and is a predicted model, not a curated record. Lineage: Eukaryota; Metazoa; Chordata; Mammalia; Lagomorpha; Leporidae. Gene Ontology annotation, molecular function: protein-cysteine S-palmitoyltransferase activity.